AUGACCGUUAUGGCAGUAUCGAUUGAUGAAAUACGUGAAAGUAUUAACAUGGCUCGUGAGAUGGCUUUAACCGGAAAUUACGAUUCGUCAUUAGUGUAUUAUGAAGGAGCCAAGUUACAAUUGGGACGAUUCUUGUCUACUGUUGAUAUUCAAACACGUCGAGAAACCUGGCGAAGUAUUCAACGUCAGAUUAAUGAUGAAUGUGAACAAUUAAAAUUGUAUUCAAACACCUUAAAUAAAUUAAAACAGUUACGAAGCAACGACUACGAAAGGAAUGAGAGGCCACUGAGUGCAUCUACUCCAGCAUUGAAUAGAAAUAAUAGAAGUGAGAGAAAUGAAGAUAUAUCACCCGUUGAUGGAUUGUCAUGGUUUGGUACAACCCGUCAACAGGUUAAUGGCAGUGGCUCCCUAGAAUGGCCCCCAGCAAAUAAUAAUGACCCUGAUGUGUGGCCACCUCCUUCACCCGUUGAACAUAGACCCGGGCCACAAGUUAGGCCACAAAAAACAUCUCGACGUAAUGAAACAUCACGAGUGGCCAAUAGAAAUCAAAAAAUUGGACCAAACAAUACCCGUAACAGUGCCACUAGAUCUCAGAUAGCAAAAAAAAAUGAUGAUGUCAAAAAAGGUCCGAAAAAAGAUACUAAUGGUCAUAAUACAAACGGAACGAGUGAUAAAAGUGAAAAAGAUAAGGAUGAAAAAGAAGUUUUGAAACCAGAUGAAAAACGGUUUGAUUGUUCUUCUUAUGAUCAAGACCUUGUCGAUAUGCUAGAAAGAGAUAUUGUACAGAAAAACCCUAAUAUAAGAUGGACUGACAUAGCUGAAUUAGAUGAAGCUAAACGUCUCUUAGAAGAAGCAGUAGUACUUCCUAUGUGGAUGCCAGAUUUUUUUAAGGGAAUUCGGCGGCCUUGGAAAGGAGUCUUAAUGGUUGGCCCUCCCGGAACGGGGAAAACAAUGCUUGCAAAAGCUGUGGCAACCGAGUGCAGAACUACUUUCUUUAAUGUAUCCUCAUCAACACUAACUUCUAAGUAUAGAGGUGAAUCUGAGAAACUUGUCAGGCUCCUAUUUGAAAUGGCAAGGUUUCAUGCUCCAUCAACGAUAUUCAUUGAUGAAAUAGAUUCUCUUUGUUCGCGGAGAGGCUCAGAGUCUGAACAUGAGGCAUCCAGAAGAGUGAAAUCUGAACUCUUAGUCCAAAUGGAUGGCUUAAGUGAUACAAGUACAGAAGAAGAAUCAGGGGCUAGCCGUAUUGUGAUGGUACUGGCAGCUACCAAUUUCCCUUGGGAUAUAGAUGAGGCACUUAGGCGUAGACUGGAGAAACGUAUAUAUAUUCCUCUACCCAACAGUGCUGGUCGAGAAGCGCUACUGAGAAUAAAUCUUAGGGAUGUUAAAGUAGAACCUGAUGUAAACUUAACAGAGAUAGCUACCAAACUUAAAGGUUACUCUGGGGCAGAUAUCACAAACGUUUGCAGGGACGCUUCUAUGAUGUCAAUGAGACGUAAGAUUGCUGGAUUAAAACCUGAUCAGAUUCGGCAAUUAGCCAAAGAAGAAGUGGAUUUGCCAGUGUCCUACCAAGAUUUUAAUGAAGCAAUAGCAAAGUGCAACAAAAGUGUUUCGUCAGAUGAUUUGACCAAAUAUGAAAAGUGGAUGGGCGAAUUUGGAUCUUCUUAA
This is a messenger RNA of Macrosiphum euphorbiae (potato aphid), 1665 nucleotides long. The record is from the annotation of a GenBank genome assembly. Lineage: Eukaryota; Metazoa; Arthropoda; Insecta; Hemiptera; Aphididae.